UGUAGUCUUUUCGUGAAAUGUGCGUCGUCAAGAAGCUUUUUUUGCACACAGCACAUUCAGUUUUAUUUUAGUUUUGUUUUUCCAACAUACAGAAAUAUAAAUACAUUUUAUACACCUACAUAACUACGACAUUGCAUAAAAUAAUGUUUCAACAAAAAAAUAAAUGUUUCAAGACAAAUAAAAUUAUUUAAAUGCUUUGCCAAUGUACAUAUGUAUUUGAUAAACUAUAACAAAAAUAAAAUCAGAACAACAAAUACGCAUCCGCGAGAUAGGAGGAAAAUAGAUGUGUUUGAAAAUUGCAGUGCCUUCAAUAAUGUAAAAAUAACAAAAAAUCAACUGUUACACCAAUUUCUAAGAUGUACUUUACUUCAAAUGAAGUGCGCAUCAGUUAAUGUCUAAAGAGCCUAUAAACUGAGUAAGCAAUGAGGCAGCUGGACAAGCGCUACAACGAUCGGCAACGCCAAGAAUUAGUAAUACACAUCUGUUGUUGAAGAAUGAAUGACAACAACCUGCAACAAUGGUGGGAAAAUACAUACCGUCGACACCAACAACUAGAAGCCACAGUCGAUAGCAAUAUUAAUAUCGUAAGCCAAGGCAAUAUCAAAACCCAAGUUUUGCAUUACACACUUCUUGACGACAAUUCUUAUGAUGGAGGUGGAAGUCUUGAACCUGGAGGUCAUGAUUUCGACUAUGAUAAUUACGGAAAUUUCACGAUAACAAAUUCUUAUGGCCCAGAGGCUAGUGGAGACACUGAACAUGCUAUUCCAUCGAUAACAAUCUUACUGUUAGCCAUUAGCUAUGGUUUGGUUGUAUUCGGUGGGGUUGUAGGAAAUUCUACGUUGGUACUCACACUGUGCUCGGCCUCAUCUGUAAGAUUGAGAAAUCCACUGUUGUUGGGUGUAUGCAUUGCGGAUUUACUAGUUACAGGCAUAUCAGCACCUGUCACACUCCUGAAUUUAGCCAUGAAUCGCGGAACCAGAUCUCUACCUCUCUUACUUUGCAAGCUUAUACACUUUGUUCAGGUUAUGCCAGUAGCCGCAAGUACUAUUUCAUUCUUCAUGCUCUCUCUGGAUCGUUAUGCAACCGUUAAGCAUCCGAGGCUGGCACAAUUAAGACAGCGUCGCCAUCUGCACGUGUCAUUGGCAAUGCUUUCAUGGAUUACUUCAGCAGUCAUAAGCAUGCCAUUUUUAUUUGCGUAUAAAAUAAUUGCAAAGUCAGUGAUUAUUAAGGGCUCUGGUGCAAGCACCAGUACAACGCCAAAUCCCGUUAGCAUCAGCUGCACGUCUGAAUUAGGUGCUAACAAUAUGUUCAUGUCAUUUAUCAUAUUUCAUACGAUAGUCGUAUUUAUUUUACCCGGUCUCGGCGUGUUGCUUAACCACUAUGGAGUUCGUCGAAAGCUCUGUGCAUUAUCAUUGACAGCUCGUGCGGCGCAUGGUGAACUGCCGUUACCGAUGCCGAUACUGCGUCGUCAAACGCACAUGGUUAUUGUUACAGGAUGUGCCAAUGCUCAACACGCAGCAUGCGGCGGAGUCACAACUGUAGAUGAUACCUCAAACGGCAAUGUUGAAGGUCAAAUUACAGUCAGUCCUGGAGAUAUUCAAUUGCAUAACUUAAAACCAUGCUUGCCAGGAUCUAGCGCGGCCUUGGAGCCCGGGUCUUAUCGCUCCAACAACCCUAUAUCACCAAGAGCUAUGAGGGAGAUUCGUGCCCAUUCACAACGGCAGCGUAUUCAUCGUUCAGGACGCGGACCCGUCACACCUGGUAUACCUCUACCACAAACGUCGACGCUACGUUCCCGUCGAGAUUUGGCAAAUAUGCUAGUUGCUUCCGCCUUCAUCUUCAUUGUAUGCUGGGCGCCUCAUGUCUUCUGUAUAUUCUAUAAGAAUUUUGGCUAUAAGCAAUACUGCAGCAAGGCUUCCAUAUACUUUAGUCUUUUACUGGGAUACUUUUAUUCGGCAAUUAGUCCAGUAAUUUAUUGGGCACUCAACAAUAACACGCUACGACAAUCGCCAUGUGCUCCCAUCAUACGCCUGCGCUCUAUGCAAAACUUUCUGCGUUCACGCUUUAGAUCAAACACUGUACCGCCAGCAGCUUCUUCUACAAACGAGGCAGCACUGGGAGCUUUCAAUCCGAAGUUGAUUAAACUAACACCGAAGCAGUACAGAGCUCAGGCCUCCUCGCAUUAUCUCUACUAGUGUGAUACUAAACUAAAAUUUAUAUAUGUACAUAUAUGUAUAAUGUAUUUUGUACUUUCAACUUCAUAAGCUUUUUACCCAUAAAAUAUCUUCUAAUUUUUUUCUAAAACUGAUUACACCUAGAAUACAUAAUAACUAUAAUGAAAACAUAUAUCAAUUUAUGUAACUAAUUAAUUUCACAAAAAUCAUAUUUACAUAAAUCAGUGGUUGGCGCGUCCCUUUUCCUUUACAUCGUAG
Drosophila albomicans is the source of this 2432-nucleotide messenger RNA. RefSeq names its product alpha-2A adrenergic receptor. The record is from RefSeq and is a predicted model, not a curated record. Lineage: Eukaryota; Metazoa; Arthropoda; Insecta; Diptera; Drosophilidae. The transcript is spliced from 5 exons. The coding region runs from base 495 to 2195 and encodes 566 amino acids. Gene Ontology annotation, cellular component: membrane. Gene Ontology annotation, molecular function: G protein-coupled receptor activity. Gene Ontology annotation, biological process: G protein-coupled receptor signaling pathway.